Messenger RNA from Arachis duranensis, 2017 nucleotides. RefSeq names its product calcium-dependent protein kinase 29. Lineage: Eukaryota; Viridiplantae; Streptophyta; Magnoliopsida; Fabales; Fabaceae. Gene Ontology annotation, molecular function: ATP binding; calmodulin binding; calcium-dependent protein serine/threonine kinase activity. The record is from RefSeq and is a predicted model, not a curated record. The transcript has 8 exons. Bases 321 to 1871 code for a protein of 516 amino acids. Gene Ontology annotation, cellular component: cytoplasm; nucleus. Gene Ontology annotation, biological process: intracellular signal transduction; peptidyl-serine phosphorylation; protein autophosphorylation.
UCUCUCUCUGUCUUUCUCUCUCUAUGUGCAAAAUUAAAUAAAGCGGGUUGAGCGUAAAGAUAAAAAAAGUGAAGGGAAUGAUGCUAUGCUUUGUUUUGGUGUGUGAGGAUGGAGUGAAGUGAAGGACCAUCUCAUCCGUUUUUCAAAGCCAAAGCGAGAGCCAAUGCAAAAAAGCACCAUAGUGUUGGAUUGUUUAAUCAGUACACACAUAACCAACAUAACGUAACUAAUUAAUCUCUGUAUCCUCUCUUAGCUAGCUAGCUAGCUUCUCUUUGUUUCGUUGCCUUUUAUCUAUCUACUGUGCCCAAUUAUAUAAUUAAAUGGGGCAGUGCUUCACUAAAUCCCAAAGUAAUAACAGAAUCCCAAUCUCAUAUGAACCCGAUUCACCGCCGCCGCCGCCAAACAGAAGCAAACAAGGCGUGCCAGCAUACCGUCCAGCAAAAUCAGAGGCGGCCUCGUCGUCAUCCAUCAUAGGGAAGGCUUUGACGGACAUAAACGAAUUGUACAGGCUGGAGAGGGAGCUGGGAAGGGGGCAGUUCGGCGUGACGUACCUGUGCACGGAGAAGGCGACAGGAAGACAAUACGCGUGCAAGUCGAUAGCGAGAAGAAAGGUGACGCGGAAGAACGAGAUGGAUGACGUGAAGAGGGAGAUAAUGAUCCUUCAGCACCUGACGGGGCAGCCCAACAUCGUGGAGUUCAAGGGAGCCUACGAGGACAGGCAGCACGUGCAUUUGGUGAUGGAGUUGUGCCGCGGCGGCGAACUCUUCGACAGGAUCAUAGCCAGGGGGAGUUACUCUGAGAGGGAGGCUGCUUCCAUAUGCAGGCAGAUCGUCAAUGUGGUUCAUGUUUGCCACUUCAUGGGUGUCAUGCAUAGGGAUCUCAAGCCUGAGAAUUUCUUGUUGGUUAGUAGGGAUCACAAUGCUCCUUUGAAAGCCACCGAUUUUGGUUUGUCUGUCUUCAUUGAAGAAGAUAAAGUGUACAAAGAAAUAGUUGGAAGUGCAUACUAUGUGGCUCCGGAGGUGCUGAAACGCAAUUAUGGAAAGGAGAUAGAUGUGUGGAGUGCUGGAGUCAUUCUAUACAUUCUCUUAAGCGGGGUGCCCCCAUUUUGGGGUGAAACUGAGAAGCAGAUCUUUGAUGCUAUCUUGGAAGGGAAAUUAGAUCUAGAAAGCGCACCAUGGCCUUCUAUUUCAGCUGCUGCAAAAGAUUUGAUCAGGAAAAUGUUAGCCUAUGAACCUAAGAAACGCAUCACAGCUUCUGCUGCCCUUGAACACCCUUGGAUGAAGGAAGGGGGGGAAGCAUCUGACAAGCCUAUAGACAAUGCGGUUUUAAGUAGGAUGAAACAAUUCAGAGCAAUGAACAAGAUGAAGAAACUUGCUUUAAAGGUGAUAGCACAAAACCUUUCAGAGGAAGAAAUCAAGGGCCUGAAACAAAUGUUCAACAAUAUGGAUACGGAUCGCAGCGGCACAAUCACUUUCGAAGAACUGAAAUCUGGUUUGUCCAGAUUGGGAUCCAAGCUUUCUGAAACUGAAAUAAGGCAGCUAAUGGAUGCUGCUGAUGUUGAUAAGAAUGGAACCAUUGACUAUUAUGAAUUCAUUACUGCCACCAUGCAUCGGCAUAAACUUGAGAAGGAAGAAAAUUUGUAUAAGGCUUUUCAAUACUUUGACAAGGAUAGCAGCGGUUACAUAACAAGAGAUGAGCUUAGACAUGCUUUGACUGAAUAUCAAAUGGGAGAUGAAGCAACUAUUGAUGAAGUCAUUGAUGACGUUGACACUGACAAGGAUGGGAAGAUCAACUACGAGGAGUUCGUGGCUAUGAUGAGGAAGGGGACAUUGGAUAAUGAAGGGGUUAUCGGCAAAGAGAGAACACGAUAAUCUGCUGAGUUCACUCUACUUUUAUGUAAAAUUUGAGAGAACUCAACAUGUAUUACUUUGUAAAGUUGUUUCACGUGAAUACAUUGCAACAUGUACCGAAAAUAAAUAAAACUAUGUCAAGAGUCAAGACAUAUGCUUCAAAGUAA